AUGCCGCCAAAAGUUAGUGGUAAAGCUGUGAAAAAAGCUGGUAAAGCUCAGAAAAAUAUUAGUAAAGCUGAUAAAAAGAAAAAAAGGCGGAGGAAGGAAAGUUACGCUAUUUAUAUUUAUAAAGUACUUAAACAAGUGCAUCCUGACACUGGUAUAUCGAGUAAAGCAAUGAGUAUCAUGAACAGUUUUGUGAAUGAUGUAUUUGAACGCAUUGCUGCAGAAGCAUCAAGAUUGGCGCAUUAUAAUAAACGUUCUACUAUUACUUCUCGUGAAAUUCAAACUGCCGUAAGACUUUUAUUACCUGGUGAAUUAGCCAAGCAUGCAGUUAGUGAAGGUACUAAAGCAGUUACCAAAUAUACCAGUUCUAAAUAAGAAGAAAUAAUAUCCUAUAAAAACGGUUCUUUUUAGGACCAAAAAACUUUAAAUGUUGGAACUUCUUUCAAUUUUAAUUAUAAAAAAAUAAUUGACUGCCAUGUAAUAUAGUAUAUAACAAAUUCUGUUUUAAA
Messenger RNA from Apis cerana (Asiatic honeybee), 506 nucleotides. RefSeq names its product histone H2B. Gene Ontology annotation, molecular function: DNA binding; structural constituent of chromatin; protein heterodimerization activity. Gene Ontology annotation, cellular component: nucleosome. Lineage: Eukaryota; Metazoa; Arthropoda; Insecta; Hymenoptera; Apidae. The record is from RefSeq and is a predicted model, not a curated record.